AUGCAAACCCCGAACGCCUCCCGCCCUUCUCUCAGACCCUUCUACCUUCCACCCAAAAAGCAGCCAUCAUCGGCGGAGAUUGUCCGUGAAUGUCGCGAUUGGCUUCACACCGUCGGCACCAAACGACCCUACACGCCGAGAGAAGCCAAUCGGUCGCUUUUUUCAAACAAAAACUUGCCCAAAUCUCGCCCAGUUACAGCGGAAACAAUCGAAUCAAGUGAACACGAUGAGGAGGCAUGUGAUCGUGGCCGUGAUGUAGCUGCCGACGAAAACAAUCUGGGGAGUGCGUUUAUCGAUGUAGCCAAAGACCGAGGACCACAGAUUCGACGACCUCCGACAAAGCCAGAGGCGCAUUCGGGGAGCCAAGUCUCUCCAAAAGUGCGUACUUCUCGGUGUAAACCACCGCUUCUUUCUCCCCUUAAAUCGGAGAUCAGAGGACUGUCCAAGUCGCCUCCUGGACGUUCUCCUGCUUCCAUUCUCACGCGUCGGGCUGUGGAAAAGAAGCGGGAUUCGGAAAAACUUUCAAACACCUCCCUGGUGGAAGCAUGCUCUGAGUUGGACUCAGGUGCUGAUGCCCGCCAAUCAGAGACCGAUGGCCUUGAGUUGCGCUCGCUCCUCGAUUCGCUCAUUGGUGCGAGCUCACGGUUAAAGGGCACCGCGUCAGUCAGGCGUCCUCGGCCAGACGAGGACUCGAACGAUUCAGAACACGACGUUGUGCUAGAGGAAUCAUCUCACACCGCAAACUGCGAGGAAGCUACACUCGCGUGUGUUUUCAACUUGUUAGAUCGCAUCAAAGCGCGUCUAAAGAACACGAAUUUUGUGGUGAAGGAUACAAACCUCUACAAGGACAUUGUUUCCACACUCCUGAGCCUUGCUGCUUGUCGCAGAUGUCCACGACUACGCCUGAAGGUCGCCGACUUGGGAAUUUCGCUUCGUGUGAAAGGCGCCAACCUCAUUCGUGUUUGCAAGCUCAUCUACCGUGUCUCCAAGGAACCAGAAAACGAUGAAUUGUUCAUUGAAGACAAAAGUUUUAGCCACCACAUUUGCGGUGUGUUGGGCGACCUGAACCUCUUCACAGGCGAAACUCGUCCGCUUUCCCCGCUGAUUGACGUGACCCGUGGCCAACUUUCCACCGCGCUGGAGUCCCUUCUCUAUGUCUGCGGUGCGCUGAAAUUUCUCGCCGCUUCGUCUGUCACAGGCUCCACUUUCCGGACACCGUCGAUGCUCCAGGCGUUGAGCAGCAUUCACACGACGCUUGAAUCGUUCUCACAUGACCUUGACAAGCGUUGUGCAGUGGAAACUGGAGGAGGUUUUGACGUAAUUGCCGAGAACAUCUACUACGUGCUAUUACAGAUUACGGAGAUAUUUUGCGUGAUCGCCUCAUCCAAUUUCAACGAAGACUGGAAAUCCUUGGUUGUUGAUUCCGGCGUCAUCAAGUGCGUGUUAAGGGGUCUUUCACAACACAACCCACAAUCACCGUCGCCUUCUAUUCGAAACGAAGUCUGCUUAAAUUGGGCUAGAGUGCUCGCUCACGCGACCGAACAUGCCUUCAUUUGCUCCUACUUAACCGAAGACGCCUUGACUGAUUACUGCCGGGACUUUGUGCGUCUCAUCCUACUUCGAAGCGAUGAACCCGAUUUCGUUAUACGGCUUGCUUACGCCCUCGGCAAUAUAGCUGCCCGCUGCAAUGACGCUAGAAGCUCGAUUUUCUCGAGUCGACAAGUCCUGAAGGACAUCUGCCAACUAUGCCAACGAUAUUCCAUUGAACUCAGGCGAAACGCUCUUUCAGAAGCAGAGAAAGAAGUAGUCUAUACGAACCAGCCUUUUGUCGGUGGCGCACAUUCAUCAGCCAAUGACGUUUUAGUCAAACUAACCCGCGUAAUUGCCAACGCUACCAUCGGCGCUGAAGUCGGCUACCUCGCGUCCAUUGUUCCCGAAUGCAUCACGCUUUUGUUGGAAAUAGCGUGCAAGUCUAUUUUGUCUCGUUUAUGCAAAGGUGAAGAUGAAGAGUUACUGCAAAAUAGCCUGGCUGGACUCAACAAUAUCACCUUUCACAUGAAUUUGGAUGAGCGGCCGCAGCUGCUUUCUUUUCAGAAGAUCAUCAAUAAAGCAUGUCUACGGCUCUUGAAUCAAUUUUACGUCCACGCUGAUGUCUGCCUGGGUUGCGUGCGAGUUCUCGGGAAUUUGACUCGCCAUCCCGCCACUAGAGCGGCUCUCCUCCAAGAAUCGUCCACAAAUUCAGACGCCACCAACCUCGUGGGGCGAUUGAUGCCUCUGGUGGACUACUCGCGCGACGACCUCGUCUACUGUGCGCUUGGAGUCCUCGUCAACUUGAUGCUGGAGUCGCCGUGUUGGCACGACUUCUACGAAAUCCGAGGUUUCCAGAAAAUGACUGAAAUCAUCCGCGCCUACGCAGGAAUCGACUGGCAGAUCGCAAGCCUCGCAGGCAAAGUCAUCUGCAACUUCCUCUACUUCGACGUGGACCUAAAGGUUGAACACAAGCGCGAGGACCUCGCGUCGGUCAAAUUCCCCGCGGUUGAGCUCUUGGGUCAGGAAGAGCAGGCUGAAUUGGAAGCGCUUCUCCUCGAUUUGACUGACGAAGACCUUGUCAACAGCGUCCAAGGAGACACAAGAAUUCACGGUGUCGAGGGUGACGUAUCACACCACUGCUUCCAACGAUCUGUCUGGAGUGCUGAUUUCCUGUCUGUUGCAGCUCAUCUGCUGGCCAUUAUGAACGGGAAGGCCUAA
This is a messenger RNA of Mesocestoides corti, 2748 nucleotides long. Lineage: Eukaryota; Metazoa; Platyhelminthes; Cestoda; Cyclophyllidea; Mesocestoididae. The record is from the annotation of a GenBank genome assembly.